Messenger RNA from Blastomyces gilchristii SLH14081, 4752 nucleotides. RefSeq names its product pps1 dual specificty phosphatase. Lineage: Eukaryota; Fungi; Ascomycota; Eurotiomycetes; Onygenales; Ajellomycetaceae. Gene Ontology annotation, molecular function: protein tyrosine/serine/threonine phosphatase activity. The coding region runs from base 1307 to 3358 and encodes 683 amino acids. Gene Ontology annotation, biological process: protein dephosphorylation; nuclear DNA replication. The transcript is spliced from 7 exons. The record is from RefSeq and is a predicted model, not a curated record.
GAAAACCUCCUCUGGGGACGUGGGUUUUCCAAGCUUGGGGUUCGACUGUUUAGCCCCCAUUAGGGCCGUUGGAUUGGCCAAUUGCCGGGGGGGCCGCCGGUGGUGAUAAGACCCAAGAUCGUUUGGUUGUUCGAUUGGUUGUCUGCGGGUGCAAAAGCCUGCAAAGGUUCGCUGUUCAUUAAUAGUUAGCUUGGGUCUCGGCUCUGGCCGUGGGGACUCCGGGGAGUUGAUUGCCACUGAUUGGCGACGGGCCACUAAAAGGCCACUAACUUGAUGGCGUUGGUGCCGGGGAGUGGCCCAAGGCCUCCAAGAGUUCAAGGCCCAAGCAAGGCCCAAACAAGGGCGCAAACAGGGCCCCGUCACGGUCCUUGGGCGGCGGGGAUCGAUGGGGGGGCAGAUCCCCCGGACGCGGGGUGGGAAGAUCAAUGAGGGUUCUGGUAUUGUAUUUAUGGUAUGAGAAGGUAUACAAAGCGGUGGUUUAUGGGGAGUGCUGGGCGUGUAACUCUGGUACGGACUCGGUAACCCAGCGCCAUCUCCCACCUCCACGGCCCCAGUUUUCUAUCAACCUCCUUCUCGUCUCCUUCUCGUCUCCUCUCCUCCUCUCCUUUCAUGCUCCGCUUCUCUUCAUCCCGCCCAUCCCCCCAUCGUCGCCCCGCCGCCUCUCUCCUAUGUUCGACGUCAUCUAUCCCUGUCUGAUCUGUUUGUGUCUUACGCCUCUCCCUACUUCUCCAUUCUCACUCUCUUCGCCAUCCUCCUCCUAAGGCAUCUAUCUAUCUAGCUAUCUAUCUAUCUAUCUAUCUACCUAUCUAUCUUAUCUGGUAUUGUUGGUCUGCCACCUCGUUGGAACUCUUCGUCCUUGGGCUGUACAGAUAACUUUCAGAUUGCUGAAUGCCCUCUUUACCUUAAUCCCCUGCCUUGUCUUCUUCAGGUCCAAUUCAACUUGGCAAUUGUAAUAGUGCUUGGUACGCCUCUCUGGCUACUUUGAACAGACGGAUCUACAUAUGAACUCGUUCUAGCUUCAAAUCUCCUAACCCUUAUUUCUCGCUCGUUGGAUAAGGAAAAGGAAUCGCCCCGUCGCGUCUUGGUUUCUCCCUAGUUUACUACAUACGGUGCGUUCAAAAGAGGAAACUAUCAUAUCGAGGGCAAGUUUGCAGACGAUGUAAUCGUCAUAUCGCGCACUUCGCCCACUCCCUCUGUCGACACGGACAAAUUUCAGACCGCCCGAAUACCACUCCUCCGUCAAUCGACGACAACAAUUACCACUACGACAACGAACAGAAUCCCCCUCUUCUAAAGUUCCCGCGCCAUGAUGGCUACAGUCGUUGUACAACAGCAGCCAGUGCGACAUUCCUCAUCUCCACCCCCGAUCACCUCAGCUCUGAGCCUCAGUGCCAACUCUACCCAUAGUCAAGCCCCAGUCCCCAACAAACAUCUCCCCGUCUGCCCUCCAGGGCCCGCUCCGGCUAGCUCAAAGAUACCCACAACCCCACCAGCCUCGCCAACCCUCAAACAUUCCACUCCCCUCCAAGGCAAUUGUGUCCUAUACCCCCCAAAUCAUUUCCCCAAGCUGUGCGACAAUCCUCCAGUAUAUUCGAUAGAUGCAGAUACAUUGGCCCAUGCAUUAGAUGAGCUGGCCUCUCGCCCUCUGCCAGACCCCAAACAAGUCUUUCCCUGGCUACACGGCCUGCAUCCGGACAAUCAUAUCCAGCUAGGCUUCUUUGUUUCAAGAAGGAGGUCACUUAGACGCAUACCGCGAUGUUUGCGAUCCAUAGCAAUUGUUAAAGCUGGCGGGGAUCUGUCUAGGUCAAGGAUUAAGGGGGCUAUUGCACCAGAAGAGAUCCUCUCCCAGUCUGGCACUACGUUCAUUGAUGCGGAUCCCCCAGAAGGCUUUUCCGUGCGCAAUUUCCAUAUACAAACGGCGAAAUUAGCGCCAUUAUCGGAUAUCAUUGUAUAUGGUGAAGAUGGUGCCAAUGGGAGCGAUCUUCUCGAGCUUGCUGACGGAAUUGCUAGAGCACAGAAGGAAUGGAGAAGAAGAUUUGAUCCGGGACAGGAGAAUUCCUUGUUUAAUACGUUUAUUCUCCAGAGUUCUUUCAAUGAGGUAGAGGAGAGACACCCUGAAUUGAUUGCUGUAAACUGCCAAGGGCAACUUACUGGCCGAGUCAUGGAUUUCUUUCAUUGGGAACGGUUGGAAAUGUGUAAAAUGGCCGAAGCCUCGGAGAUAACAACAAACGUUUGGCAGGGCCCUACACCAGAUAUCAACGAACGCCCCUUUGAAGACCUAGGAUUUGAUGUUUUCAUCGAAACUCACGAUGUUGCAAAUAUUCCUAAUAUUCGAUAUCUCUCAAAAAUAUCAAGACAAAUGGAUGAUGGACCACAGAGAUUGGAAUUCCCGUCGUCGGGGAGCGUUCUAGCCUCAUUCAACCAGAUAGAGGUUUUCGACCUCAUUGAUACUUGUAGAUGGAUAUAUCAUAUUACCCACCCUGAGCGGCUUGAACAACCAAUUGAUUCAGACGGCGAUAUUCCAAUGGUGGAGCUCACUGCAAAACCUCGCAAGGUUCUAAUCCACUGCGGAGACGGGUACACCGAAAGCUCGCUACUAGCUAUUGCCUACUUCAUGUUUGCUGAGGGAGCCCCUGUGCAUGAGGCGUGGUUAAGACUGCACUGCGAGAAGCAGCGGAAUUUCUUUGCCUAUCCCUCAGACGUCACAUUCCUAACUAGCAUUCAACAAAGGCUAUUGCUUGAAAGCCCCGCCGCCCGUAAUCGCAGCAUCACAAACAGCCUCGAACCAGCUUGGCUCUCACGAAUGGAUGGGUCAUUACCCAGUCGCAUUCUACCGUACAUGUAUCUGGGAAAUUUAACGCAUGCUAACAACCCAGAGCUCCUCCGCGCCUUGGGCAUUAGACGGAUACUUAGCAUUGGAGAAUCCGUCUCAUGGCCGCCGUCAGAGAUCGAGAAAUGGGGGCCGGAAAGUUUGAUGAUGAUAAACGAAGUACAAGAUAAUGGCAUAGAUCCGUUGACACAGCAAUUUGACCGUUGUCUAAAGUUUAUUGAGAAAGGGAAAAAGGACUGUACGGCGACUUUGGUGCAUUGUCGCGUUGGCGUGUCUAGAUCUGCCACCAUCUGCAUUGCUGAGGUGAUGGCGUGUGAGGGGUUAUCGUUUCCUAGGGCAUACUGCUUCGUUCGUGCUAGGCGUUUGAACGUCAUCAUCCAACCGCACCUCCGAUUUGUCUACGAGCUCCUCAAAUGGGACGAACUCCUCCGGCAGAAACGCCACGAGCCAAUCCGCAGAGAUCUUGACUGGGUAACCAUCGCGCGCGAAAUAGCUCUCAUGAACAAACCAUAUUCGAAACAACAAUAAUAAAUUUCGAAUAACCGCAGCGCCCGAACAAGUUCUAUCCAUUUGUCGAUAUGACAUUGAAUUUCCCUCACUGAUUCAUGAUACACGUACGCACGGAUCUAUACAUGAAGGAGUUUUUGUCGUAUCACUUUUAUUUUAACGAUCUGAUCGAGAAACCACAUUUAAAAACUGCCCACGGGCCACCCCUUACUUUUCCUUUUUACGACUCGUGCUCUAACUUACCCUUUUUCUCAUGAUAUUUCUACUUACCAUGCGAUGUGACACGAAUACCACUUAGCGACCUCGAUGAUGAAUUUGCUUUUGCUUGCUUUAUUUCCCUCUCGCGCACCAUUUUCAUGUUUUUCAUUUUCCCUUCAGGGUUUAUCUGGUUUUUUAAUUUCCUACCCUUCUUCUCUUUUUUUUCUUCUUGCUGAGGAAGGACUUUCUCAUUCCUAAUGAUGGUUUGGUUUGUACCAAUCCCAAUUUACUCUUCUUCAAUUAUUUAGUUUUUAUUUAGUUUUUUUCUCUAUUUUAUCUUAACUUCAUAUAUUUCUGUUCUUUUCCUUUUCCUUUAUAUCUCUUUUAACUCUCCUCCUCUAUGCUACUAUGUCUUCUAGCUCUACAACAUCUUACUUGAUACGAUGAUCUUUUAUUUAUUUAUUUCCUUCAAAUUCCAUCUUCUAUUCUCACAGACUUUCCGCUUUUCUCUCUUGUUUCCCAUUCAUCCGCUUUCUCCGACACCUUUUCUAAUUUCACCUUUUAUAAAACCUGCCCAUGACCACGCCGAACGCCGAAUAUGCAUGAGCGACAGUCAUGCUGAUGGGGGAUGCAAAUUAAUCCCUUCUAGUUUUUUUUUGCUUGUUUUGUUGCUUGUAUCCCUUUUGCUUUUCUACCAGAAAAGUUGCGGCGUUGGCGCGGGACCUGGUGAAAGUUUAGGGUCCGGUGUCCUAAAAUCCAUUUUACCUAUUUUUUUUUUUUUUUUUUUUUUUUUUUUUUAAGUUUGAUCUGAAAAACCUUUCCUAUUUCUGAAGAUUGAGAUUAUGGUUUUCAUUUUAUUUCUCUUACUUUUUUUUAAUUUGUCCUCUUUCCUUUUUUUGUUUUGAUGGGUAGUAAUUUCUUUGUUCUUCUUUUUUUCACUUCUUUCUUCCUUGUAAGGCUAAAGUAACUUUAUAAACUGAUAAAGUUGAGAUUGGGAUUAGUUAAGAUUGAUUGAUUAACCGAUUGAAAAAUACACAAAUUGAAGAUUUAUUUCUUAUAUAUUUUUUCUUGUCUUCAUGUUUUUCGUAACUAACCUAAUUUGGCUUGAAGUAACUCCGUAGGUGAGAUCAGGAGCAUACCAUACCGAUUCAACUAUUGUAAGAAUUUAAUCGCUGGUGCUGGUUGAUGAAAAAAAAUCUUUCGUGCCAUGAGGGUAU